AAGUAACCGUGCUCACUCAUCAACUCGAGCACGUUGCCGCGGGGUUGGCUCUUGGUCAUCGAGACCACGAGGGGAUAUGCAGAAGACGCGCUUCAUGCGCCAUAGUAUACGACCAUUGAAUGAACGGUAGAUUUGGAUUGUAACCUCGCCCGCCGACAACUUCUGGCCAUGUCUCACGGAAAGCAGUUCACACUACAAACACAUGGCACGGGUGCCAAUGGCUGGAAGAUCGAUUUUGUCCUUGCCGAGCUGGGCUUAGAGUACGAGUCGAAGCUCCUCGACUUCAACCAGCAAGACCACAAAGCGCCGGAAUACACUAAUUACAAUCCGAACGGUCGAAUCCCGGCCUUGAUAGACCACUCGAACAAUGAUUUCGUUGUGUGGGAGUCCAACGCGAUCAUGCUAUACCUGGUCGAGAAAUACGACACCGAGCACAAGAUAUCCGUCUCGGACUCCAACGACUCGAACGAGAAAUUCGAGCAACUCCAGUGGCUAUUCUUUCAGGCGUCCGGCCAAGGCCCGUACUUUGGACAGGCCGUCUGGUUCAUGGGUUCCCAUUCGGAGAAGCUCCUGAGUGCCAUCGAGCGCUAUCAGAAAGAGACGAUCCGUGUGCUCAGCGUCCUGGACGGCGUUUUGUCCAAGCGCGAGUGGCUUGUCGGCGGGAAGUGCACCAUUGCCGACCUUUCGUUCAUCCCAUGGAGUCAUUGGGCGUUGAGAAGCAUUCUCAAGGAUUAUCCUGGAUUAGACGUGGCAAAGGACUAUCCCGCGUUCUACCGGUGGCACUUCGCGAUGCUGGCGCGAGAAUCGGUGGCGGGAAUUGUCGCAGCAAGGGAGGCUGCCUUGAUCACUUCGGGGAUCUGGCGAUAGAUAUGACCGCCUGUCUGGGUCACUUAGUACUACAAUCGUUUGUUUCCGCUAUACUUGGAUUCCUUCGACGUCAAUACCUCCAGUCCCCAAUAUGAAGUGAUCCGUCGACGCUGCACUCACCGCGCCAGUGGAGCUUACCGGUGCCGACGAUACGGGCUCCUCAUAAACAGGCUGGCUGGGCUAGGCAUCGCCACCCUUAGAAGGCCCCAGUAGAACGAUCGAGCGGUACGGAAG
Rhodofomes roseus is the source of this 1101-nucleotide messenger RNA. Its product is annotated as glutathione S-transferase. The record is from RefSeq and is a predicted model, not a curated record. Bases 169 to 867 code for a protein of 232 amino acids. NCBI's taxonomy places the organism in Eukaryota, Fungi, Basidiomycota, Agaricomycetes, Polyporales, Fomitopsidaceae. The transcript has 7 exons.